Chrysochloris asiatica (Cape golden mole) is the source of this 3522-nucleotide messenger RNA. RefSeq names its product microtubule-associated protein 4 (gene MAP4). Gene Ontology annotation, molecular function: microtubule binding. The record is from RefSeq and is a predicted model, not a curated record. Gene Ontology annotation, biological process: microtubule cytoskeleton organization; neuron projection development. NCBI's taxonomy places the organism in Eukaryota, Metazoa, Chordata, Mammalia, Afrosoricida, Chrysochloridae. The transcript has 17 exons. Gene Ontology annotation, cellular component: neuron projection.
CAGUGGUGCAGAAUGGCUGACCUCAGUCUUGUAGAUGCAUUAACGGAGCCAUCUCCAGAAAUUGAGGCAGAGAUAAAGCGGGACUUUAUUGCCACAUUGGAGGCGGAGGCCUUCGAUGAUGUUGUGGGAGAAACUGUUGGAAAAACAGACUAUAUUCCUCUCCUAGAUGUUGAUGAGAAAACUGGGAACUCAGAGUCAAAGAAGAAGCAAUGCUCAGAUACUAGCCAGAUUGAAGAUGGUACUCUGUCCUCUAAACCAGCAGUGCUAGCCAAUGGUGAUCAUGAAAUAGAAGGAAAUGACACAACAGGGUCCCCUCCUGAAUUCCUUGAAGAGAAAAUAGCUUAUCAGGACUAUAUUAAUAGUCAAAAUUGGCCAGAAGAUAUAAACUUUUGUUACCAACCAGAGACAGUGGUGAAUCCUAUCCAGACUGAUUCUUUUAAGAUGCACUAUGAUGAUGGCUUGGCAGACUUUCUCUUUCUUCCUAGUGGCACAACCAAUGCCUCAGCAUUUGUGGAACAAAAUGAUCCUCUUAAAGACAUUUAUUGUAUGCCUCACUUUGACGCAUUUGCUUCAGCAACGGGUGAUGUCCAUUUGGGGUGGUCUAUGGAAGCUCCAAACUCUGCAUACUCAGCAUCCUUCAUUUCCCCAGAGUCUGUUAAACAACCUCUGCAGCCCACAGAAGAUCCAGAGAAGGACAUAGAAAUUACAUCAACAAAAGAGAGUGCAGUCACAAAAGUAUUAGAAGUAACACCACCUACAGAAACAGAGAUGGCAUUGAGUCAAGACAUGGAACCAUCCACUGAAUCAGAUGUGACACUGACCAAGGACAUGAACCCAUUCAUUGAAUCAGAUUUGGCUAUAGUCAAGGGCAUGCUGCUACCCAAAGAAACAGAAGUGGACCCAGACAAGGAUGUUACACUGUCCACAGAAACAAAUGUAUCUUUGCAUAAGGACACAGUAUUAUCUUCAGAAGCAGAGGUAGCCUUGGCCAAGGAUUUCACACUAUUUAAAGAAAAUGAGAUUGUACCGCCUAAUAAAAUGGAUUUGACCUCAGCUGAGGGUGUGGUUUCACUCUCAGAAAUAGAGAUGGCACUGGCAAAGGACAGUUUAGCAUCGACAGAAAUAUGUCCAGGCAAGGAGGUGUCCCUUUCCCCUGGAACAGAGAUGGCUCUCACCAGGGCUGUUGCGCUGCCCUCAGAAACCAAGGAUGUGACUCCAGCCCCAGAAGCAGAGAUGGCUGCCUUGGUCGAGGAUGCAACUUUGCUUCCACAAGCAGAGAUAGCCUCAGUCAAGGUUGUAACUCCAUCCCCAGAAACAGAGGUGACCCCAAUCAAGGAAGUGGCUUCAUCCCUAGAAACAGAGGUGACCCCAGUCAAGGAAGUGGCUUCAUCCCCAGAAACAGAGGUGACCCCAGUCAAGGAAGUGACUUCAUCCCCAGAAACAGAGGUGACCCCAAUCAAGGAAGUGGCUCCAUCCCUAGAAACAGAGGUGACCUCAGUCAAGGAAGUGGCUUCAUCCCCAGAAACAGAGGUGACCCCACUCAAGGAAGUGGCUUCAUCCCUAGAAACAGAGGUGACCCCAAUCAAGGAAGUGGCUUCAUCCCUAGAAACAGAGGUGAUCCCAAUCAACGAUGUGACUUCAUCCCCAGUAACAGAGGUAACCCCAAUCAACGAUGUGGCUUUACUCCCAGAAGAGGUAGCCCUGGUCAAGGACAUGCCUCUGCCUCCAAAAACAGAGGUAACUCUGUCUAAGGAUGUGGCCGUGACCUCUGGAACUGGCGAAACCCAGGCCAAUGGCAUGAUUCAAACCAAAGAUAUCACACUACCCUCAAAAGCAGACGUGGCACCAGCUGUAGUCCAGGACAUAGAACAUGCACGGACACAGAAAGAAAUAACUAAAGAUUCCCAGUUAGAAUUUCUUCAGGAUGAAGGGCAGCCAACUGCACCUACUUCCAUGAUUUCACCAGGUAUGACUUUAUACUUGCUUUCAAAGUACAACUUGCCAACAGCUGAGGAUUCUGCGUUAGAGAAAAUAGAACCAAAGAAACAAUUCAGUAGUCAACCUAAUGAACUUUCUUCAGAGACCUCAGCAUAAUUUCUUCCCCUUUACCUUUUCGGGAUAGCCAAGCAAGAAGAAGGUGGGCCUACUGUGUGUGUGACUGGAAAUGACAUCACUGCCCCUCCAAAUAAGGAGCUUCCACCAAGCCCAGAGAAGAAAACAAAGCCUUUGGCCACUCAACCUGCAAAGACUUCAACAACGAAAGCCAAACCACAGUCCACUUCUAGCCCUAAGCGGCCAGCUCCCACCACCUUUGGGGGGCCGAAUAAAAAACCCAUUAGCCUUACUUCAGGCUCACUACCAGCUGCCCCACCCAAACGCCCUGCUGCUGCCACUGCCAGGUCUUCCACCUUACCUUCAAGAGACGGGAAGUCAAAGCCUGGUACAGAGGCUAAGAUUCCUGAGAAGCGAGCCUCACUAUCCAAGCCAACUUCCGCCCUAACCCCCAGAUCUGGCUCCAAGAGUACCCAGCCUGUUCUGAAAGCCCCAAUAUCUGCCACACCUGCCACGGCUGUGCCAAGCAGUAAGAGCCCCUCUAUGCCUCUACCCAAGAGGCCCACUGCCAUCAAGACUGAGGGAAAAGUCGCAGAGGUCAGAAAGGUGGCUAUAAAGUCUGCACCAGCGGACUUGAAUCGCUCAAAGAGCACCUCCACCACUUCUGUGAAGAAAAACACUACUUCCACAGGAGCAACACCCCUGACAGGAAUGGCUCCCAACCGAGUCAAGCCCACACCUAUGCCUCUCCGGCCCUUCGUGACACCUACCAAGGACAAGAAGCCUGUACCAUCCAAACCAAAUUCCUCUUCUCUCAGUGUGAGCCGCCCCGCUACCAGUGCUUCUAUCCCCGACCUGAAGAAUGUCCGCUCCAAGGUUGGCUCCACAGAAAACAUCAAACAUCAGCCUGGAGGAGGCCGGGCCAAAGUAGAGAAAAAAACAGAGGCAUCUGCUACAGCUCGAAAGCCCGAACCUAACGCAGUCACUAAAACAGCCGGCCCUAUUGCGAAUGCACAGAAACCACCUGCUGGGAAAGUCCAGAUAGUCUCCAAAAAAAUGAACUACAGCCAUAUUCAGUCCAAGUGUGGUUCCAAGGACAAUAUUAAGCAUGUCCCUGGAGGUGGUAAUGUUCAGAUUCAGAACAAGAAAGUUGACAUUUCUAAAGUCUCAUCCAAAUGUGGAUCCAAGGCUAACAUCAAACACAAACCUGGUGGAGGAGAUGUCAAGAUUGAAAGUCAGAAGUUGAACUUCAAGGAGAAGGCCCAGGCGAAGGUGGGAUCCCUCGAUAAUGUGGGCCACCUGCCUGCGGGAGGUGCUGUGAAGAUUGAGACCUACAGGCUGACGUUCCGGGCCAACGCCAGGGCCCGCACCGACCAUGGGGCAGACAUUGUCUCCCGGCCCCCCUACUUUCCUGGCGGCCCCACCUUGGGCACCCGGGCCCCUGGGUCUCUCACCCAGGCUGCCCACUAG